Loxodonta africana (African savanna elephant) is the source of this 1804-nucleotide messenger RNA. It is a transcript of the gene MOCS2, whose product is annotated as molybdenum cofactor synthesis 2. NCBI's taxonomy places the organism in Eukaryota, Metazoa, Chordata, Mammalia, Proboscidea, Elephantidae. Gene Ontology annotation, biological process: Mo-molybdopterin cofactor biosynthetic process. The transcript is spliced from 6 exons. Gene Ontology annotation, cellular component: cytosol. Gene Ontology annotation, molecular function: molybdopterin synthase activity. The record is from RefSeq and is a predicted model, not a curated record. The coding region runs from base 162 to 731 and encodes 189 amino acids.
GCUGUAUUUUGCAAAAAGUGCUGAAAUAACAGGAGUUCGUUCGGAGACCAUUUCUGUGCCACAACAGAUAAAAGCAUUGCAACUGUGGAAGGAGAUCGAAAGUCGACAUCCUGGAUUGGCUGAUGUCAGAAAUCAAGUGAUAUUUGCUGUUCGUCAAGAAUAUGUCGAGCUUGGAGAUCAACUCCUCCAGCUCCAAUCCGGAGAUGAAAUUGCCAUUAUCCCCCCCAUUAGUGGAGGAUAGUGCUUUUGAGCUACCUGGGAAAAAUACAAAUGAAAUUGAAGAGACAGCUAAAGAUAUAAUAAAAUUCACUGCUGAGAAGCUUUCAAUUGAUGAAAUUUCACAGUUGGUGACUUCUCCACUCUGUGGUGCAAUAUCUCUAUUUGUAGGCACUACAAGAAAUAAUUUUGAAGGGAAAAAAGUCAUUAGCUUAGAAUAUGAAGCAUAUCUACCAAUGGCAGAAAACGAAGUCAGGAAAAUUUGUAGUGACAUUCGGCAGAAAUGGCCAAUCAGGCACAUAGCAGUGUUCCAUAGACUUGGCUUGGUCCCUGUGUCAGAAGCCAGCAUUAUAAUUGCUGUGUCCUCAGCCCAUAGGGCUGCAUCCCUGGAAGCUGUAAGCUAUGCCAUUGACAAUUUAAAAGCCCAGGUGCCUAUAUGGAAAAAGGAAAUGUAUGAAGAGUCAUCAUCAUCUUGGAAAAGAAACAAAGAAUGCUUUUGGGGAACUAACGAUUAAAUCACAUAUCUUCAGAGCACUCAGUUUUAAAUGUGGUAGACUUUUAUCUCCGGUCACAUUUUGAAUUUCUUUCCCUACAGUUUUGUUUACUGAAGCACAAUAUCUUGUUUGUCACACCGGGACAAAAGGGAGGAAAAAAAAAGGCAAAAGAAGUCAGUGUGCACCAUGAGGGCUUAUCUAAGAACUAGAUACAGAGGAAGGGCUCUAGAGAAGAAAUGGGAUAAUUUCAAUGUGAGGAAAAAUGCCUGUGGUUGACCUACCAUUCCAUGGCUGAGUUCGGAUUGUAAUUUGGCUCACAUUGACGUGUGACCCCUCAUCGCUGACUGUUAACUAUCUCAGAGAGAGCCUUCCUCCCUCCUGUCCCUCCUCCCCUCACAUUCAGUGAUAUUGUUGUUAUCAGGGGUACAUGACAUGAAUGUUGGCAGAGCUGAAUGGUAUAAAAAUCUGUUAUUAGAAAGUCUCAAUCUGAUGUAUUUUUUAGAACUUAUAUAUUUAAAGUAUUAACUGAGAUGAAAUAAUCCCAUGAUAUGAUAUAAAAAAAUUAAAAACUAUAUUUUUCGUGUUUUUUUUUUUCAUUAAUAAUACCUAAGGUAUUUUAUAAUACGGACGUUUCUAGUAUUUCCCAGUCUAUGCUCUUACCUUACUUUUUGCAUUUUAUUAGCUAUUAAUAUUGUAUCAGUGUAAAGCUUAGGAUAAAAAUUUAAAACCGGGCAAAUUAACAACAUAGUUUGUGUUCGAAUGGUGUUAAUGUUUAAAAUUUGAUCCACAACCAAUUAAAAAGGAAAAUGAUACCAUUUAUUAAAGCAUUCUCAGAUACUCUGGUUUUUAGUUGCUUAUACAGCCUCAUUUGUGAAGCCAUUAAUAAUCAGUUUUCUACGAGACCUUUAUACCGAACAAUAUCCAGUUGCUGCUUGGUCAGCCUGUACCCUGUCCAGAUAGAUGUGAGUGUAUAAGUCGCACAUAGUUCUUAAAAUAAUAAAAUAUUGACAUACUUUGGGCAGUUGUCAUCAUUGCAUAAUUUGCAGUACGCAUAUUGAGAAAAAAUACUACUUUCAGACACAGAUCGAGGCUUU